Messenger RNA from Malaclemys terrapin pileata, 783 nucleotides. Its product is annotated as olfactory receptor 52B2-like. Gene Ontology annotation, cellular component: membrane. The record is from RefSeq and is a predicted model, not a curated record. Gene Ontology annotation, biological process: G protein-coupled receptor signaling pathway. The transcript has a single exon. Lineage: Eukaryota; Metazoa; Chordata; Testudines; Emydidae. The coding region runs from base 1 to 783 and encodes 260 amino acids. Gene Ontology annotation, molecular function: olfactory receptor activity; G protein-coupled receptor activity.
AUGGCCACUCUCAAUCACACCAGAUUCACUCUCGUAAGCUGCGCCUUGGUCGGCAUCCCAGGCAUGGAGGCCUCUCACAGCUGGAUCUCCAUCCCCUUCUGCUCCAUUUACACGACCGCCCUGCUGGGGAAUGGCCUCCUGCUCUUCAUUAUCAUCGAAGAGCAGAGCCUGCACGAGCCCAUGGACCUGUUCCUGGCCAUGCUGGCAGUAGCUGAUGUUCUGCUCUCUACCUCCACAAUGCCCAAAACGCUCAGCAUAUUCUGGUUCAACGCCCGGGAAAUCGCUUUCAGUGCCUGCUUUACCCAGAUGUUCAUUAUCCAUUUUAUUUUCGUUGCAGAGUUGGCCAUCCUGCUGGCCAUGGCGUUCGAUCGAUACGUCGCCAGCUGCGACCCCCUGAGAUACACCACCAUACUAACGCACUCAAAGAUAGGGAAAAUCGCGGCGGCAGCUGUCAUCAGAGGGGUUUGCCUGGUGGGCUCCCUUACCUACAUUCUGAUCCUCCAGGCCGUCUUCCGGCUCCCGUCCAAAGAUGCCCGGCUCAAGGCUCUGGGCACCUGCAGCUCCCACAUCUGUGUCAUAUUGAUGUUUUACAUUCCUGCCUUUUUCUCAAUCUUCGCAUAUCGCUUUGCUGGAGCUAACAUCCCUCACUAUAUUCACGUCCUGCUGGCCAAUGGCUUUGUAAUCGUUCCUCCCAUGUUAAAUCCCAUCGUGUAUGGGAUGAGAACCAGACAGAUUUGGGAACGAGUGAUUCACGAGCUCAGCAAGACGGGCAAAUGCUUCUGA